AUGACAUUCACGGCCAUCCGAUCCCUUUCCCCUGCCCGGCUCUUCCGUCACAACAUGUCCACUUCCACCGGCCUUCAUGGCCAGCGCAGUAUCUCUUUUUCUUCGUACCUAGUGACGCCAAAACAACUGAGUGAAGCACUCAAGAAGAACCCUCCAACCAAAAUUUCAACUUCCCCGCGUGUGAUUCCUCUCUGCGCAGCAUGGUUCAUGCCAAAUGACCCACAGGGUCGUACGGGCAUCGAGUCCUUCCGCAACUCGCGCAUUCCUCAAGCCCGAUUUUUCGACCUUGAUGCCAUCAAAGACAAAGACUCCCCAUAUCCCCACAUGCUUCCAACUUGUGAGGCAUUUGCUGAGGCCAUGAGCGAGUUGGGCAUCCGCCGCGACGACGAGGUGGUGGUCUAUGAUACUGCCGAGCUGGGUAUUUUCAGUGCACCCCGUGUUGGUUGGACAUUUCGUGUUUUUGGCCAUCCAAAUGUGCAUGUCCUCAACAACUACCGCCUCUGGGUUAAGGAGGGACUUCCGACCGAGAGCGGCGAGCCUGCGCCAGUGGAGAAAUCCAAGUACACUAUUCCAACCUUCGACUCACGGUUGGUGAUCUCCUUCCGCGAGAUGAAAGAGCUUGCUUUGGACUAUGGCAAGGAAGGUGCCGAGCCAGUUGAGAUACUAGAUGCACGCUCCUACGGUCGCUGGGCUGGAACCGACCCGGAGCCGCGCCCAGGCUUGUCAUCUGGCCAUCUUCCUGGCUCUAAGAGCCUGCCUUUCCAAGAACUUUUGGACCCUGAGACAAAGACAUAUCUUCCCGCUGAAGAGCUGCGGAACGUCUUUGAGAAACACGAGGUGGAUCCUACUCAGACAAUCAUCAGCUCGUGCGGGACUGGCGUGACUGCCUCCAUCAUCGAGACGGCCUUGGGCGAGGCAGACUAUGGCGACCCGCAUCUGCGUCGGGUAUAUGACGGUAGCUGGACUGAAUGGGCGCAGCGAGUUAAGGAAUCGGAUGGCCUCAUUAAGAAGGUGAAGUCAUAA
Messenger RNA from Penicillium bovifimosum, 1023 nucleotides. RefSeq names its product sulfurtransferase. The coding region runs from base 1 to 1023 and encodes 340 amino acids. Gene Ontology annotation, cellular component: mitochondrion. Gene Ontology annotation, molecular function: thiosulfate-cyanide sulfurtransferase activity. NCBI's taxonomy places the organism in Eukaryota, Fungi, Ascomycota, Eurotiomycetes, Eurotiales, Aspergillaceae. The transcript has 2 exons. Gene Ontology annotation, biological process: transsulfuration. The record is from RefSeq and is a predicted model, not a curated record.